ACAAUUAUUACAAAACAAACAUUAAAAAAUAAAUAAAUAAAUAAAUAAAUAAAUUACUAUAAAAACAAAAGUAAGUCUGUGUUAUGCGAAAAUCGAGUUAAAAUAAAAGUUUAUCAGAUAAGUUAAUUGGAAAAUCAUGUCAACAAAUUAUUAUAUGCUUUUUAAUGCACAAAUAACAACCGUACCAUUGUUAGCACAACCGCAGGCCGUAUUUCUAAUCAUAUUAAUUUUAAUGUGCCGUCAGUACAAUUUCCAUGCCAUCGAAACAGCAGCAGACGUGUUAACGGAUCCCAAAUUUACAUUUCCUAUAGCAAAUGUUACUGCCUCCGUGGGUCGAGAGGCUUUCCUAACAUGUGUUGUACAGGACUUGGGCUCAUAUAAAGUAGCGUGGCUACGGGUUGACACUCAAACCAUUUUGACGAUACAAAAUCAUGUGAUUACUAAAAAUCAACGCAUUGGCAUCACUAACUCGGAGCACAAGACAUGGACGAUGCGUAUUAAGGAUAUAAAGGAAAGCGAUAAAGGCUGGUAUAUGUGUCAAAUUAAUACGGAUCCCAUGAAAAGCCAAAUGGGUUAUUUGGAUGUAGUCGUACCACCGGAUAUACUAGAUUAUCCAACAAGUACGGAUAUGGUGGUACGCGAAGGCAGUAAUGUGACGCUCAAAUGCGCUGCUAACGGUUCACCGGAGCCGACAAUUAUAUGGCGACGUGAAAAUGGAGUUUCCAUUGAAUUGGCCAACACCACUGAAGUUUUGUACGUCGAGGGCACCAACUUGAUAUUGCCACGCGUUAAAAGACAACAUAUGGGCGCUUAUUUGUGUAUAGCCUCUAAUGGCGUUCCACCAUCUGUUAGUAAAAGAAUUACUUUAAUCGUUCAUUUUCCUCCUAUGAUAACCGUGCAAAAUCAAUUGAUUGGCGCAGUGGAGGGUAAAGGCGUUGUAUUAGAAUGUCAAUCAGAAGCCUUUCCGAAGUCAAUUAACUAUUGGACUAGAGAAAAGGGUGAAAUCGUACCACCAGGCGGGAAAUUUAUAGCUAACGUUACAGAAAUGGGCGAAUAUCGUAAUUCGAUGAAAUUGUACAUAAAUCCUCUAUCUAUGACCGAAUUUGGUGCUUAUCGUUGUGUAGCCAAAAAUUCGUUAGGCGAUACAGAUGGAACCAUUAAAUUGUAUAGAAUACCAUCAAAUACUGUCAAUUAUGUAGAAAAUUUUGAUAGCAAUCGUUAUAAAGGCAAAAAACGCAUCAAAUCAUCUGAACUCUAUCAGCAGUCAAAAAUAACCGCUAACUCUGUCGACGGUGAGGAAAACGAAAAUCCUGGCAAACGAAAAGAUUUAAUGAUGUUUAACGAAAUUGAAAAUUUGUAUAAUUCUAAAACUACCACCAUCGGCAUUUAUAAUGCGAGAACUUGUCAAUUGCAACGUUAUUUAGGAUUACUGACGACAGUAUUGCUGUGUUAUAUGAUAAACAGAAGCUAUCAGCUGCAGUGACAA
This is a messenger RNA of Glossina fuscipes, 1486 nucleotides long. RefSeq names its product limbic system-associated membrane protein (gene DIP-eta). The record is from RefSeq and is a predicted model, not a curated record. Lineage: Eukaryota; Metazoa; Arthropoda; Insecta; Diptera; Glossinidae. Bases 137 to 1483 code for a protein of 448 amino acids. The transcript is spliced from 10 exons. Gene Ontology annotation, cellular component: neuron projection.